This is a messenger RNA of Carlito syrichta (Philippine tarsier), 2209 nucleotides long. RefSeq names its product autophagy related 7 (gene ATG7). Gene Ontology annotation, cellular component: phagophore assembly site; cytoplasm. NCBI's taxonomy places the organism in Eukaryota, Metazoa, Chordata, Mammalia, Primates, Tarsiidae. The transcript is spliced from 18 exons. The coding region runs from base 83 to 2209 and encodes 708 amino acids. The record is from RefSeq and is a predicted model, not a curated record. Gene Ontology annotation, biological process: piecemeal microautophagy of the nucleus; C-terminal protein lipidation; cellular response to nitrogen starvation. Gene Ontology annotation, molecular function: Atg12 activating enzyme activity; Atg8 activating enzyme activity.
GGGGCGGGGCCACGUUGCGUCAUCGGGGCGCGCGCUGCGGAUGAUGUUGUGGUCGCCGGAAGUUGAACGGCGGUAAGCAGCAAUGGCAGCAACCACGGGGGACACUGGACUCUCCAAACUGCAGUUUGCCCCCUUUAGCAGUGCCUUGGAUGUUGGGUUCUGGCAUGAGUUGACCCAGAAGAAGCUGAAUGAGUAUCGGCUGGAUGAAGCUCCCAAGGACAUUAAGGGUUAUUACUACAAUGGUGAUUCUGCUGGGCUGCCAGCUCGCUUAACCUUGGAAUUCAGUGCUUUUGACAUGAGUGCUCCCACCCCAGCCCAUUGCUGCCCAGCUGUUGGGACACUGUAUAACACCAACACGCUUGAGUCUUUCAAGACUGCAGAUAAGAAGCUCCUUUUGGAAAAAGCAGCAAAUGAGAUAUGGGAAUCCAUAAAAUCGGGUGCUGCUCUUGAAAAUCCUGUGCUCCUCAAUAAGUUCCUCCUCUUGACAUUUGCAGAUCUAAAGAAAUACCACUUCUACUAUUGGUUUUGCUAUCCUGCCCUCUGUCUUCCAGAGAGUUUACCUCUCAUUCAAGGACCAGUGAGUUUGGGUCAACGGUUUUCACCAAAACAGAUUCAAGCCCUUGAGCGUGCAUAUGAUGAUCUUUGUCAAAUAGAACACAUCACAGCCCUUCCUUACUUCUUAAUCAAGUACGAUGAGAACAUGGUGCUGGUUUCCUUGCUUAAACACUACAGUGAUUUCUUCCAAGGUGAAAGAACAAAGAUAACAAUUGGUGUAUAUGAUCCCUGUAACUUAGCCCAGUACCCUGGAUGGCCUUUGAGGAAUUUUUUGGUCCUAGCAGCCCACAGAUGGAGUAGCAGUUUCCAGUCUGUUGAAGUCCUUUGCUUCCGGGACCGCACCAUGCAGGGGGCGAGAGACGUUGCCCACAGCAUCAUCUUCGAAGUGAAGCUUCCAGAAAUGGCAUUUAGCCCAGAUUGUCCUAAAGCAGUUGGUUGGGAAAGGAACCAGAAAGGAGGCAUGGGACCAAGGAUGGUGAACCUCAGUGAAUGUAUGGACCCUAAAAGGUUAGCUGAGUCAUCAGUAGAUCUGAACCUCAAAUUGAUGUGUUGGAGAUUGGUCCCUACUUUAGACUUGGACAAGGUUGUGUCUGUCAAAUGUCUGCUGCUUGGAGCUGGCACCUUGGGUUGCAAUGUAGCUAGGACGCUGAUGGGUUGGGGCGUCAGACACAUCACAUUUGUGGACAAUGCCAAGAUCUCCUAUUCCAAUCCUGUGAGGCAGCCUCUCUAUGAGUUUGAAGAUUGCUUGGGGGGCGGAAAGCCCAAGGCUCUGGCUGCAGCAGACCGACUCCAGAAAAUAUUCCCCGGAGUGAAUGCCAGAGGGUUCAACAUGAGCAUCCCCAUGCCUGGACAUCCAGUGAACUUCUCCAGUGUCACCCUGGAGCAAGCCCGCAGGGAUGUGGAGCAACUAGAGCAGCUCAUCGAAAGCCAUGAUGUCAUUUUCCUGCUGAUGGACACCAGGGAGAGCAGGUGGCUUCCUGCUGUCAUUGCUGCGAGCAAGAGAAAGCUAGUCAUCAAUGCAGCCUUGGGAUUUGACACAUUUGUUGUCAUGAGACAUGGCCUAAAGAAACCAAAGCAGCAGGGUGCCGGGGACUUGUGUCCAAGCCACCCUGUGGCAUCUGACCUCCUGGGCUCAUCGCUUUUUGCCAACAUCCCUGGUUACAAGCUCGGCUGCUAUUUCUGCAAUGAUGUGGUGGCCCCAGGAGAUUCAACCAGAGACCGGACCUUGGAUCAGCAGUGCACUGUGAGUCGUCCAGGAUUGGCCAUGAUUGCAGGAGCCCUGGCAGUGGAAUUGAUGGUUUCUGUUUUGCAGCAUCCAGAAGGGGGCUAUGCCAUCGCCAGUAGCAGUGACGAUCGAAUGAACGAACCUCCAACCUCUCUUGGACUUGUGCCUCACCAGAUCCGGGGAUUUCUGUCACGGUUUGAUAAUGUCCUUCCUGUCAGCCUGGCAUUUGACAAAUGUACAGCUUGUUCUUCCAGAGCCCGAAGCGGGAGCCGCCGCCGCCACCUGGGUCGUCGCUUCUCGGCGCAGCUCCAGAGCGCCCCAGGCCCCGGAGGAGCCGCCGCGAGAGGCCGCGAGGGGGCAGGGACGGCUGGAGAGGCCGGUCUAGCCCUCCGGCUGGUCGCCAGGAACUGCCGCUCUGCCUCGGGUUGA